Pogonomyrmex barbatus (red harvester ant) is the source of this 1841-nucleotide messenger RNA. Its product is annotated as juvenile hormone esterase-like. The record is from RefSeq and is a predicted model, not a curated record. NCBI's taxonomy places the organism in Eukaryota, Metazoa, Arthropoda, Insecta, Hymenoptera, Formicidae. Gene Ontology annotation, molecular function: hydrolase activity.
CACCUUUCAUCUGCGCACAUUGGCUGAUGAGUUUAUCGAUAAACUUCUCUCGUCAUUCCUGCAACGCAUUCAUCAUGGAAAAGAACAGAGUCAAAGUAUCUGUGCACGAAGGAAAGUUAAUCGGCAUUGUAGAGAAAAAUGUCUACAACAAUUCCUAUAUUGCUUUUCGAGGAAUACCAUAUGCGAAACCGCCAAUUGGAGAACUCAGAUUCAAAGAUCCGGUACCGAUAGAACCAUGGACCGAUGAUAAGGAUGCUUCGACGUAUGGAAAUGUCGCUGUUCAACUGAAUAUAUUUACACGUGAAAUUAUGGGCGAUGAAGAUUGUUUAUAUUUAAAUGUGUACACUACGAAACUCGAACCUUUGAAGAAACGCUCAGUAAUGGUAUGGAUACAUGGCGGUGGUUUUUUUAUGGGUACUGGUGAUGCAACCAUAUAUGGUCCCGAUUAUAUUGUGCAAAAGGAUGUGGUAUUGGUUACUUUGAACUAUAGACUAGGCGUUUUAGGUUUCCUAAAUCUCUACGACAAAGUGGCAACAGGUAAUCAAGGUUUGAAGGAUGUGAUCAUGGCGCUACAAUGGGUCCAAAAAAAUAUAUCAAUAUUUGGUGGAGAUCCAGAAAACGUGACUAUCUUUGGCGAAAGUGCUGGUGGAGCAAUCACACAUUAUUUAACUUUGUCCCCAUUAGCCAAAGGUUUAUUUCAUAAAGCAAUAUUGCAAAGUGGUGAUAUGGCGAGUCCUUGGGCUGUUAGCGAACGAAAACCACACACAAUGAAUAAAGGUUUUCUGCUUGCCGAAAAACUUGGAAAACCGACUGCAGAUCCGAAAGUCGCUUAUGAAUUUCUCAAAACGAUCGAUGCAAAAAAGCUUAUAGAGACUCAAGAGAAGUCUCUCUUGACAGAAGUCGAGCGUCAACAAUAUGUUUUGGCAUUUACACCUACUUUGGAUCAUGAGUCAUCGAAUCCAGCUUUUCCGGAAAAUCUAGAGACGUUUAUACACCGUAGGAUUAACGUACCAUUACUUUUAGGUUUUACUAAUUGCGAGGGAAUUUUCUUUGUAUGCAGUAAUGUUUUGAAACAGACAGGUAAAGAAGAACUUAAAAAAGUUGAUUCAGACUUUCAAAUAGCCGUAUUGCCAAAUGUUUUAGCAGCAUUGUCAAAGAUACCGAUCACAGUGAAAGAAUUACGAUCUUUAUAUUUUGGUGACAAAGCAGUGUCAGAAGAAACUUUAAUAAAUUAUGCUAAUUUUAUUGGCGACGAGUUCUUUUAUCGUUCCAUGAUGAAGGUAACAGAUAUUCAGACAAAGCUGAAUAAGAACGAUAACAAUGCGACAUAUCUGUAUCAAUUUUCAUAUGACAGUGAAACUUCUCCUGUGAAAAAAUUAUUUAAUAUUACUCUCCCAGGUGUGGGUCAUUCCGAGGAAUUAUCUUACUUAUUUUAUGCAAACAUGAUGAAAGAUUUCGGCUUAUCACCACCUACACCUGAUUCGGAAGAUUAUAAGAUGAUAAAUUCUUUAACACAAAUGUGGACAGAUUUCGCAAAAACAGGAAAUCCAACGCCUAUCACAAAUUUGUGGUUACCGGUAACAAGCUCACAAAGUGGAAGUUAUAAUUAUCUAAAUAUCGAUAAGAACUCACAAAUGAAAGUUUUCCGCAAAGGAGAAGAAAGAUGGGAUUGGGAAGAAAAGAAAAAUAAAUUACAGCAUUAAAAGUUUACUUACAUUAUAACAAAUAUACUUUAUAUCAUAUACUUUAUAUCAUAACAUAUAUAUAUCGUAAGACUUAUCAAUAUGCUUUCUGGUUUAUAUAUGGUUUUUAUAUUACAAUAAAUAUCCUCUGCAAAGAUA